AUGAAAUUUAGCGCUCUUGUUGCUGUAGUGCAGGGAUGUCUAUGUGUUAAUAUUAAUGAAGUAUGGAGAGAUAAUACGUCCCGUUCUUUAGAUGAAGUCGAGGGUAAGAUAGUAGGGGGAAAACCAAUCGCGAUCGAAAAGUUACCGUUUGCAGUGCAGUUUUAUAAUUUUGGUAACAUGUGUUCUGGUGUUAUCCUAAAUAGCUGGUCUGUACUCACAGCUGCGCAUUGUUUUGAUAAUAACAAGAAUAUUUUUGAUAUGGUUAUUGAAGCUGGUUACCGAUAUAUGUUUGAUUACGAAGCCGAUGUGUACGAAGUGAAGGAUUUCGUGAUUCAUAAAAAUUACAGCCAAGCGAUGCGGUUCGCGUGUGAUAUUGCGAUUAUAUUUGUGAAUCGACAAUUCACGUUUGGAAGUAAAGUGAAAAAGGCUCUGCUGGUAACACAUUCAAAGUGGAUGAAAGGGACCGAAAAAAAAUUUGUUGUAAACGGUUGGGGGUGGAUAAAAUACGGGGGCCCACUCUCUACUAAAGGCCUACAGAAAACUUAUCUACGUUAUGUACCUAAAGGAGACUGCGAAAAAAUGCAUGAUGUAAAUCUCACAGCGGAUAUGUUUUGUUUGUAUGGAGAUGGAGUUCGGGAUACCUGUAAGGGUGAUUCAGGAGGCGGCGUGCUGUGGAAUGGUGUAGUAGUCGGCAUAGUGUCGCACGGCGAUGGGUGUUCGAGAAAAAAUAGUCCAAGUAUCUAUUCAAACGUGUGGUAUUUCAAAAAAUGGAUAAGAGUACAAAUUAUUAAAUUUAUUCGACGUUUUUGCCGAGAAGAAGUUGUAAAUCCCAUCAUUCCAUCAUAA
Parnassius mnemosyne (clouded apollo) is the source of this 846-nucleotide messenger RNA. The record is from the annotation of a GenBank genome assembly. NCBI's taxonomy places the organism in Eukaryota, Metazoa, Arthropoda, Insecta, Lepidoptera, Papilionidae.